Molecule: messenger RNA, 2890 nt
Organism: Archocentrus centrarchus (flier cichlid)
Lineage: Eukaryota; Metazoa; Chordata; Actinopteri; Cichliformes; Cichlidae
Product: dimethylaniline monooxygenase [N-oxide-forming] 5-like
Exons: 10
Coding region: 58-1668 (536 amino acids)
Molecular function (GO): NADP binding; flavin adenine dinucleotide binding; N,N-dimethylaniline monooxygenase activity
Source: RefSeq, a predicted model, not a curated record
UGUUCAGACAAAAGCAUUUCUGAUUCAUAGUGUCUUCCCCUACACAAGUGUUCAGUAAUGGUUCAAAGUGUGGCAAUAAUUGGAGCAGGCAGUUCUGGUCUGACCUGUAUCAAGACCUGUGUGGAUGAGGGGCUCGAGCCCGUCUGCUUUGAAAGCAGUGAUGAUAUUGGUGGUCUGUGGAAUUUUAAGGAGACACCUGAGCCAGAGCGAUCCGGCAUCUACCGCUCCUUGGUGGUAAAAACCUCCAAAGAAAUGAUGUGUUUCAGUGACUUUCCCAUGCCUGCUGACUAUCCAAACUACAUGCAUAACUCCCAGCUUCUGCAGUACCUCAGGCUCUAUGCUGAACAUUUUGACCUGCUCAGAUACAUUAAGUUUCAGACCACAGUGAAGCGUGUUUCACAAAGGCCAGAUUUCUCUCUGUCCGGUCAGUGGGACAUAGUGACCAUAAACAGCAAUGGAGAGGAAGAACGGCACAUCUUUGAUGCCGUUCUGGUGUGCUCAGGUCACUACACCCAUCCAGUCUUACCGUUGACUGACUUUCAAGGGCAUGAAACUUUUUCUGGCAGGUGUCUUCACAGCUGGGAAUAUAAAGAUGCAGAUGUCUUCAGAGGAAAGAGGGUGGUGGUGGUUGGCAUUGGCAAUUCUGGAGGAGAUAUUGCUGUGGAGAUUAGCAGAUCUGCCAAGAAGACCUUUCUCAGUACACGCCAAGGGGCCUGGGUAGUUGGCAAGAUGUCCACCAGUGGUCUUCCUAUCGACAUGGCAGGAAUUAAGAGGAUCAACAAUGUCCUCACCUGGCUGCUACCCAACACUUUGGUCAACUGGGCAGUAGAGAGAGCACUGAACAAAAAAUAUGACCACAGAUUGUACGGUCUAAAACCAAAACACAGACCUAUGGAUAGAAAGCUUUUGAUCGAUGAUGAUCUCCCUGGCCAAAUCCUUCAGGGGGCACUAGCCAUGAAGCACAAUCUGAAAGGGUUCAAGGACUCAGGAGUUGUAUUUGAAGAUGGCACAGUGGAGGAGAACAUUGAUGCUGUGGUGUUUUGCACAGGUUAUGUUGCAAAGUUCCCAUUCCUGCCCUCAACUCUGUCAGGACCCAAUGAAGAGGUGACACUGUACAAGAGACUGUUUCCUCCUUCCCUGCAACAUCCCACACUGGCCAUCAUGGGACUUUUCCAAUUAAAAGGUUCAGUCAUGCCUACAGUGGAAAUGCAGGCACGGUGGGCUGUUAGGGUCUUUUUAGGUCUGAGUCGUCUUCCAUCGAAGGAGAAAAUGCUGGAUGUCAUUGAGUCUGAAAGGAGGAAAAACAUGCAAAGCUAUCCCUGUCCAAAAAAGGCUGCUCUACAGGUAGAUUACAUCUCAUAUCUGGAUUUUAUGGCUGGGGAGGUAGGUGUUCGACCAAAACUCCUGAGACUUUUUCUGAGCGAUCCUAUGCUCUGGGCAAAGGUCUUCUUUGGUCCCUGCACUCCUUUUCAGUAUCGUCUCAGUGGACCUGGAAACUGGCCCGGUGCCAGACAAGCUAUCCUCACUCAGUGGGAGCGAGUUGCUCAGCCAUUCAGAACUAGAGAAGUACCAGAGAAGACCAGCAGAUUUGCUUUGUGCUCUCUAUUGCUGCUCAUAUUUGCAGGAACUGUGAUCAUGGCUGUGCUUCUGUCCAGAAACAAGAUCUGAAAGGUGCUACAGGGUGAUGAGCCUGCAGAGGAGGACAGAGGGACCUGAGGCCACUGAGGCUCACAGAUGCCAAAAAACUGAAUCACAAAAAAAAAAAAGUUUUAACAUCAUGCACAUCGCAGUACAGUUGGAACAAGAUAAACGAUUAUUACGUGGUUCAAAUAAACUUGGAUCGGUUAAAGCGUGAAAGCAAAAGCAAGUCAAUAGAGACAAAAGAUAACUGAAUAUGAUUUUUUAUUAAAUGUUUAAUGAUACAUAACAAUACAUCACAUGAAUUCUGAUUAACUUUUCUGUAACAUCACUCCUUAAUAUGUCAAAUGGCCUGCAGUUCAUAACAAGCUCCACGGGGUGUAGAUGCAUCACCAAAUGCAGAUCUUAAUGUAGAUGCACCAUCAAAUAUCUUUGUUUACUUAAGCAAUUUUUUUUUAAUUAUAUUUUUGAGUUUCUAUUAAAGACACAAAUAAAUUUUUAAAUUAGGAAUCAGUUUCUUACAGAGUGAGAAGAAAUUUGGGGCUGACAGAAAUGCAAACUGUCAUUUCUACAUGUAAACCUACUCAUAUAAGGUGUUAUGUAAAGGAUGGCAUGCACUGUAACACUGAAGGAUGAAAACUCAUUUUUGCAAAAAGAUAUUAUCGCAUUUAGUAUUGAAGAUGAUGGCUGAGCGUAACAUUUAACAUAUUAGUCUAAAAAUGCAUAAAUGUAUAAUUGUCUAUCUGCAACUCUUCUUGUGUAACACUCGUCAAAAAAGGCUCUUGCGCCCUCUAGUAGCAGUAUGAGAAAAAGACACUGUGGGGUUAGAAUAAGGUCACAGAGGAGUAUAGCAUCAUUUGGGCUUUGCACCAGGGAUUAGACCUCCAAAAAUAUGACCACCACUUACAUUAGCAACUUACAGUUUGAGACUGACGAGAAGAAAGGUUGUUAAGAAAAAAACGAGCACACGCAUUUGAGGUAACUAGAAUCAGUUUCACGACUUGUCCUGUGUUUUGUGGGCAAAUCCAGGCUGAGGCCUUUCUGUGUGGAGAUUGUAUGUUCUCUCUAUGCCUGCGUGUGUUCUCCCUGGAUACUCUGGCUUUCUCCCACAGACCAAAAACAUGCACGGAGUUAAUUGGUGAUUCUAAUUUGGCCAUAGGUGUGAAUGUGAGGUGAAGGAUUUCUGUGCCUCAGAUUGCAAAUCUGUCCAAGACCUGUUGUGCCUAAAAGUGAUCGCCUGCCAAAAAGUGAU